Aureobasidium melanogenum CBS 110374 is the source of this 2112-nucleotide messenger RNA. Its product is annotated as Sec1 family protein. The record is from RefSeq and is a predicted model, not a curated record. The transcript has 5 exons. The coding region runs from base 1 to 2112 and encodes 703 amino acids. Gene Ontology annotation, molecular function: syntaxin binding. Lineage: Eukaryota; Fungi; Ascomycota; Dothideomycetes; Dothideales; Saccotheciaceae. Gene Ontology annotation, cellular component: Golgi membrane; cytosol. Gene Ontology annotation, biological process: intracellular protein transport; endoplasmic reticulum to Golgi vesicle-mediated transport.
AUGACAUCCCAUCACAACUCCCUUCGCGAUCGUCAAAUUGCGUCCAUCGAGAAGGUCUUGAACCUCAACCAUGCCUCCCCAGAAAGCGCAGAUUCACAGCACGAUGCCACUCUUGCCAAUGGUCUCGUAACCAAAGCCACUCCUAUCCUCAAUGCCGACGGCGAACCAAUCUGGAAGGUACUUGUCUUCGACAAUCUAGGAAGAGAUAUGAUUAGCAGUGUCCUCCGCGUCUCAGACUUGCGCUCUUGGGGAGUUACCAUACAUCUACCUAUCACCUCGAAGCGUCACCCCAUCCCUGAUGUUCCCGCCCUCUACCUCGUCGAACCUACCCCUGAGAACCUGAACAUAAUCGCUUCCGAUCUCGCCAACGGCCUCUAUUCCUCUGCAUACGUCAACUUUCUCUCGUCAAUAUCGAGACCUGUGUUGGAGGAUUUUGCCGCACAGAUUGCCGCAGGGGGAACAUCAGAAAGUAUCGAACAAGUCUACGACCAAUACUUGAACUUCGUUGUCAGCGAACCCAACUUGUUCAGUCUGGGCAUGGGCAAGGAUGUUUACUACACCAUGAACAGUGCGCAGACUAGCGAUGAGGAGAUCGAUGCGAAAGUCGAUCGUAUCGUUAGUGGUUUGUUCAGUGUAGCCGUGACCAUGGGUUCUAUUCCUAUCAUUCGAUGUCCAAAAGGCGGCGCAGCGGAGAUGAUUGCAGCCAAGCUUGACCGUAAACUGCGCGAUCACAUUCUGAAUGCAAAAGACAACCUUUUCUCCGGCGCCAAUGCUCGCACUAACACUGCAGCUGCCACCCCAGCUUCGCGACCUAUCCUGAUCAUUGUCGACAGAAACCUUGACCUCGUUCCCAUGCUAUCACACUCCUGGACAUAUCAAUCGUUGGUUCACGAUGUGCUCAAGAUGCACCUCAACCGCAUCACAGUUGAGUUACCAGGAGACGAUUCGGAUGCAUCCAAGCCUGCGACAAAACGAGCAUACGAUCUUAACACAAACGAUUUCUUCUGGACCAGAAAUGCAGGAGUUCCAUUCCCACAAGUCGCUGAAGAUAUCGACACCGAAUUGACCCGCUACAAGGAGGAUGCCAACGAGAUCACUAAGAAGACUGGCGCCUCCUCAAUUGAAGACCUACAAAAUGAUACUUCGACCUCAGCUCAGCAUCUCAAGGCAGCUAUCACCCUUCUGCCUGAGUUGCGCGAACGCAAGAACAUUCUUGACAUGCACAUGAACAUCGCGACAGCGCUGUUGAAGGGUAUCAAGGAGAGACAGCUAGACAAUUUCUUCCAGUUGGAAGAAGACAUCAAGAAGCAGACCAAGGCUCAAAUGCUGGAGUUGAUUACAGACUCUGACAAAGGCAAAGAACCUUUGGAUAAACUCCGAAUCUUCAUCAUCUGGUUCCUGAGCACCGAGCAGGACGUAUCUCGUGCAGACAUGGAUAAGUUCGAAGAGGCUUUGCGCGGUACUGGAGUUGACACCACACCUCUGACCUAUGUGAGACGUGUACGAGAAAUUACACGCAUGACCAUGAUCUCAUCCGCUCCCACUCAGCCUGCUCAAUCAUCAACAUCGAACGAUCUCUUCCGAGGCUUCAGCUCACUCUCCAAAGGAUUGACCGACAAGUUUAAGGAGGCUGGUAUUGGCUCGAACUUCGAAAACUUGAUUUCGGGCGUCAAGAACUUCCUGCCUGCCAACAAAGACCUGACCCUAACCAAGAUUACGGAAUCAUUGAUGGAUCCAUCCAACGCCAGCACGAGCGCGCUUCAGAAGACAGAAGGGUAUCUUUACUUCGAUCCUCGCAGUGCAAAUGCUAGAGGCACGAUGCCGCCAUCAGCGGCUCAGGCUAGAAAUCCUGGUGGCAGCAGUGUGACGCGAGGCAUUGAAGCAAGCUUCGGUCAGCGGAGACAGGGUUACAGUGAGGCUAUUGUCUUCACAGUUGGCGGUGGCAGUAUGGACGAGUACGGCAACUUACAGGACUGGGCCAAUAGGACAAGUGGACAAGGAGCAGCAGGCUCGGUGAGCAAGAAACGUAUUGUGUACGGCAGCACGGAGCUUGUCAAUGCGGAAGACUUUGUGCUCGGGGAGUUGACGAAGUUGGGCAGCGAAAGCGCAUAG